Cotesia congregata is the source of this 5724-nucleotide messenger RNA. The record is from the annotation of a GenBank genome assembly. NCBI's taxonomy places the organism in Eukaryota, Metazoa, Arthropoda, Insecta, Hymenoptera, Braconidae.
GUAAGAAUGUUCAGCAAGCGCUUCAUUCUUUUACUGAUAAAUAUUUGUCUCUGUUCGUCGGAGCUGACUAUUUCACCCAGUAACGACAUUAAGAUAAAUGAGGGCGAAAAACUGGAAAUAAGCUGUACAGCUUCGGAAGCAGUCGAUUUUAUCUAUCCAAAACAUAUCGAAGGCGUGAUUACCAGAUCAACAGCAGAAACUUCUGACGAACGAGUGAAUGGAUUGGCUAAGUUCAUAUUAAAAAGGGCUAAUCUAGUUUUUGGAGACAGUGGAUGGUACGGAUGUGUCGAAAAGAGCAAAAACCAACCUGAGCCUAGUUUUGGAAGCCUUGAUGUAACGCCAUACAACUAUGAUAAAACCGAUGUAAAAUGGAUCUACGUCACUGUAAAUUCAACUCAACACUUGUUACAUGACAUUCCAUUCUUAAGUAAAAAUGCCAAUGGUGAGUAUGUUUUAUUGAAAAAAGAGGAUGAUGAUGUAAUUCUGCCUUGCCGAUUAACUUCUGCCGACUAUUCAGUAAAACUUUACAAUUCGAUUGAUAAUACUCCCAUUGAUUCAUUUGAGUACGAUCCAAAAAAAGGAAUAACUCUAAAAAAAAUUAAAAAAGAUAGUAUUUUACAAUACAACUGUCACGCAGAAAAAAAAGAUGGAACAAAGUCAGAACCAAAGAAAUUUAAAAUCGAGAUAAUAGAUUUUUCGGAAAAUCCUGUAAUCACCAGCAAUGUACUUUCUUUUAUGGAGAUCGGUAGAAAUUUCAGUAUGGAGUGCACCAGUCUUGUUUCAAAAUACGAAUCCUACGUUCUUGAUUGGACUGUCCCUCAAACUGAUCGCAUAAUCAAGACUGUAAGACCGAACUCGAACGUGACUGUUGGAAAUGAAAAAUUAAGUUACCAUCGAGUGAAUCUUCAAUUGACGAUUAUAAAUGUUGUUAAAGAAGAUUUUGGUAAUUACGAGUGUCGGCUUUAUAAAUAUGCGUCCGUAGAAACAGCCAAGAUCAAUCUAACACCCCAUGAACAAAAGCACGUAGAAAUAUCGUUGAAAGGUUCCAACAGUGUCGUAAUCGAAAGCGGUGCUCCAUACACGUGGAUACUUGACAUCAACGCAUACCCUCUGCCUGAAUUACACUGGGUUCACCCUCAAGGAAAUAGCAUCCCUCUACAAGCCAAAUUUAGAAGUUUCCAAGUAAAUGAUGAAAAAUUUUCGUUAGAUUUUACGAAGACCCAAUUCACUAUCGAUGAUUUAGGGACACAUACUAUCGUUGCUAAAAGUUCAGACAUACAAAAGACGGUUACUUUCAAAGUUUUGGCCCACACAUCACCGAAAGUCAUGGAAGUCAAGCAGAAUGAAGCGUGCUUAGCAAAAGAAGCAACGAUCUUUGAGUGCCAGGCCAAAGGUUAUCCUGUGUCAGAAAUAACCUGGAAUUGUGUGGAUGAUAAAGGUGUUAUAGAAAACGAUGCUGAAUUCAUGGUUCUUAAAACAGACCCCAAAGAAUUUGAAGUAUCAUCCGUUGUAGAGGUGAAAAAAUGCCCGCAAAGAUCCGUAGUUUGUAAAGCGCACAAUAAAAACGGAGAUAAUUCUAUGACAAAACAGAUCAGUAAUCAAGCGCCUGCUCAAGGAACUGAUCAGUCUGGCAGUGAUGGCUGUCCGUUAGUUGAGAAACCCAAGAAAAAUGAAAAUGUUAACCCUCCGGGUGGUGACUUGUCACAAAAAAAGACCGAAGUUUUACCUAAGAUCGUAGAAAUAGAACCAAUUAAGAAGACGUAUAAGUUAUUCGAAACAGUAAAGUUAUCAUGCCAAGCAUCAGGAGAACCUAGGCCGACUAUAACAUGGGAAUAUUGGAAUCACCACAAUGAGCUCGUACAAAAUGUAAAGAAUACCUCUGAGGACCCUAAAGCAACUUCUGAUGAAACUUUAGUGACAUCGGUUGCAACAAUCCAAAUCGUGACGCCUGGUCACGUAAAAUGUAAAGCAGAGAACAAGCUUGGAAAGGAUAGUAAAGUAGAAAAAAUCGAUAUUGAAACUUCUCAGAUUGAAGGUCAACAUUCUAGCGGUCAACCUCCAGCGGCUACUAUCCCAGUAACAGGUGGAAAAGGCCCUACCAAUUCAGUUGUGGAAGCAACAACAAAAAAGGCAGAAGCUUCUCAGAUUGAAGGUCAACAUUCUAGCGGUCAACCUCCAGCGGCUACUAUCCCAGUAACAGGUGGAAAAGGCCCUACCAAUUCAGUUGUGGAAGCAACAACAAAAAAGGCAGAAGCUUCUCAGAUUGAAGGUCAACAUUCUAGCGGUCAACCUCCAGCGGCUACUAUCCCAGUAACAGGUGGAAAAGGCCCUACCAAUUCAGUUGUGGAAGCAACAACAAAAAAGGCAGAAGCUUCUCAGAUUGAAGGUCAACAUUCUAGCGGUCAACCUCCAGCGGCUACUAUCCCAGUAACAGGUGGAAAAGGCCCUACCAAUUCAGUUGUGGAAGCAACAACAAAAAAGGCAGAAGCUUCUCAGAUUGAAGGUCAACAUUCUAGCGGUCAACCUCCAGCGGCUACUAUCCCAGUAACAGGUGGAAAAGGCCCUACCAAUUCAGUUGUGGAAGCAACAACAAAAAAGGCAGAAGCUUCUCAGAUUGAAGGUCAACAUUCUAGCGGUCAACCUCCAGCGGCUACUAUCCCAGUAACAGGUGGAAAAGGCCCUACCAAUUCAGUUGUGGAAGCAACAACAAAAAAGGCAGAAGCUUCUCAGAUUGAAGGUCAACAUUCUAGCGGUCAACCUCCAGCGGCUACUAUCCCAGUAACAGGUGGAAAAGGCCCUACCAAUUCAGUUGUGGAAGCAACAACAAAAAAGGCAGAAGCUUCUCAGAUUGAAGGUCAACAUUCUAGCGGUCAACCUCCAGCGGCUACUAUCCCAGUAACAGGUGGAAAAGGCCCUACCAAUUCAGUUGUGGAAGCAACAACAAAAAAGGCAGAAGCUUCUCAGAUUGAAGGUCAACAUUCUAGCGGUCAACCUCCAGCGGCUACUAUCCCAGUAACAGGUGGAAAAGGCCCUACCAAUUCAGUUGUGGAAGCAACAACAAAAAAGGCAGAAGCUUCUCAGAUUGAAGGUCAACAUUCUAGCGGUCAACCUCCAGCGGCUACUAUCCCAGUAACAGGUGGAAAAGGCCCUACCAAUUCAGUUGUGGAAGCAACAACAAAAAAGGCAGAAGCUUCUCAGAUUGAAGGUCAACAUUCUAGCGGUCAACCUCCAGCGGCUACUAUCCCAGUAACAGGUGGAAAAGGCCCUACCAAUUCAGUUGUGGAAGCAACAACAAAAAAGGCAGAAGCUUCUCAGAUUGAAGGUCAACAUUCUAGCGGUCAACCUCCAGCGGCUACUAUCCCAGUAACAGGUGGAAAAGGCCCUACCAAUUCAGUUGUGGAAGCAACAACAAAAAAGGCAGAAGCUUCUCAGAUUGAAGGUCAACAUUCUAGCGGUCAACCUCCAGCGGCUACUAUCCCAGUAACAGGUGGAAAAGGCCCUACCAAUUCAGUUGUGGAAGCAACAACAAAAAAGGCAGAAGCUUCUCAGAUUGAAGGUCAACAUUCUAGCGGUCAACCUCCAGCGGCUACUAUCCCAGUAACAGGUGGAAAAGGCCCUACCAAUUCAGUUGUGGAAGCAACAACAAAAAAGGCAGAAGCUUCUCAGAUUGAAGGUCAACAUUCUAGCGGUCAACCUCCAGCGGCUACUAUCCCAGUAACAGGUGGAAAAGGCCCUACCAAUUCAGUUGUGGAAGCAACAACAAAAAAGGCAGAAGCUUCUCAGAUUGAAGGUCAACAUUCUAGCGGUCAACCUCCAGCGGCUACUAUCCCAGUAACAGGUGGAAAAGGCCCUACCAAUUCAGUUGUGGAAGCAACAACAAAAAAGGCAGAAGCUUCUCAGAUUGAAGGUCAACAUUCUAGCGGUCAACCUCCAGCGGCUACUAUCCCAGUAACAGGUGGAAAAGGCCCUACCAAUUCAGUUGUGGAAGCAACAACAAAAAAGGCAGAAGCUUCUCAGAUUGAAGGUCAACAUUCUAGCGGUCAACCUCCAGCGGCUACUAUCCCAGUAACAGGUGGAAAAGGCCCUACCAAUUCAGUUGUGGAAGCAACAACAAAAAAGGCAGAAGCUUCUCAGAUUGAAGGUCAACAUUCUAGCGGUCAACCUCCAGCGGCUACUAUCCCAGUAACAGGUGGAAAAGGCCCUACCAAUUCAGUUGUGGAAGCAACAACAAAAAAGGCAGAAGCUUCAGGUCCUGUAUCCGAGAAGCCUGAUAGUAAAAAUAAACCAGCUAGUACUGAACAGGCGAAGCCUAAAGCUAAGCCAGAAGAUGUUGAUCCGUUCAGCUUAGGCACAGAUGACCAAAAAAUAAACGCAACUAAAGGAGAUACCGUUACUAUGCAUUGCAACGCAUCAACUUCCAUAUUCGGCGAUGAUAUCAAAUGGUACAACACCUCUAAUGUCCUUGCAACUAGUGGGAAAGUUGAGAUCAAAGAAACCAAAGAAAGUCCUUUGCAUUCGUCGCAUCUCACUAUAAAAGACAUCCAGUUAUGGGACAAAGGUGACUACUCUUGCGAAGGAACAAAGAGGGACGGUUCUGCUGUUAGAAAAAUUUAUCACGUGCACGUCAAUGGUAGCCUCUGCUGUGUUCUCUGCUUCAGUUAUCUUGCAGUUAUCGAUAAUAUUGCUGGCAUAUUUUAUGUAAUUGCUGUCAUUCCAAGCAGUGGCUGCUUACACUCGAAGUUGUGGAUAAAAAUUCCGAUUUUUCUUUCAGUCUGUUUAUCAGAGCUGACUAUUGCACCCAGUGGCGACAUUGAGGUAAAUGAGGGCGAGCCAUUAGAAAUAACCUGCACAGCUUCGGAAGAAGUCGAUUUCUUCUAUCCGAAAAAUAUUCCAGACUUGGCUGCCACAUCAUCAGUAUCAAUUGUUAAUGAAACAGAAAAUGGAACGUCAAAGUUCAUAUUCAAAAGGUCUAAAACUGUUUUUGGAGACAGUGGAUGGUAUGGGUGUGUCGAGGCGAGUAAAAACCAACCGAAGCUUGAUCUUGAAGAAAGUGAUGAUGUUCUUCUGCCUUGCCGUCCGACUUCUGCACACUACAAUGUUAAAUUUUACUCUCUUAAUAAUAGUAAGCCCAUUGAUUCAGAGUACGAUCCAAAAAGAGGAAUCAUUAUCAGAAAUAUUCAAAAAGACAGUCCUUUGAACUACUAUUGUCUUGCUGUAGGGAACAACGGCGUGAUGAAAGAGAAAAAAGAAUUUGUUAUUAAGAUUACAGGUGAAACUCCAGCCGAUAAAGUACCGAAAUUUUCCACCAAAGGGCUCACUCAUAUGGAAAUUGGCAAGAAGUUCAGCGUGGAAUGCUUAGUGAGAUUCUGGAAUCACAAUAAUUACUUUCUAGAUUGGGUGACUCCCAGAUCGACAAGCUGGACCAGUAAGAACUUGACUACUAUCCAAAAUUAUAGUUUUGAAGACAGGAUUUUAGACAAUCGGCUAGUAUCCCUGGAAUUGACGAUUGAAAAUGUGGCCUCUGAAGAUUUCGGCGAGUAUCAGUGCAGGCUCUAUGAAUAUGCUUCUGUAGUAACAGGAAAAAUAAAUUUGCAACCACAUGCGACACCGAUCAUCAUCGAAGAAGAAGAAGAACAGAAGCAGACAACAUAUUCCACUAAUGACGUUGCAACAUUUCAGUGCCGAGCUAUAGGUGACCCCGAACCAGAUAUUACACGGGAGUAA